Molecule: messenger RNA, 1114 nt
Organism: Cydia strobilella
Lineage: Eukaryota; Metazoa; Arthropoda; Insecta; Lepidoptera; Tortricidae
Product: aquaporin-4-like
Exons: 7
Coding region: 299-1075 (258 amino acids)
Biological process (GO): transmembrane transport
Cellular component (GO): plasma membrane
Molecular function (GO): channel activity
Source: RefSeq, a predicted model, not a curated record
ACUGAGGUGUUGAUCCGUCUUUAUAGUUAAAAACACUAAAUAACUUUCAAUCGAGACAAAAAUACUGCGAGAAAAGAAUUCAAACUUAACGCGGCUACCCCAAAGUAUAAAGCCUUAAGGUGAAAACAAUUGGAAGUACCCAUGGUACGGAGUAGAAGUUAAGUGUGUGCGAAGCAAUGACUCCGAGGAGAGAAUUAUAACUUAACGUGGCUACCCCAAAGUAUAAAGCCCUAAGCUUACCGGCCUUCGUUUGGGCUGUAAAGUAAAGUGGCAAACUGAACAGACAGAGACGGAAAUCAUGUCUCCGUCAUCACAAGAGGUCUCCGCUCCGCGACGUACAAAAAACCGCUGGACUUGUGGACUCGACUACACAGCUCGCGGCGUGCUUCUAGCAGAGUGGGCGGGCACCGCACUGCUGGUGUUGUUAAGCUGUCUACCAGCAUGCGCCGGCGCGCCGCAGUAUGCGUGCGCAGGCGCCGCGGGUCUUGCUGUUGCACUCCUAGUUCAGUGCUUUGACCACAUCUCCGGCGCCAUGCUGAACCCAACCGUCCUCCUCGCAGCAAUGCUAUCGCGGCGCGUGGCGCCCGGGCUGGGCGCCGGCAUGUUCGGCGCGCAGCUGCUGGGCGCCACGACGGGCACCGGCCUGCUGCGGCUGCUGACGCCCCGGUCUGACGCCGCUGAUUUGUGUCUGACAUUGCCCGUGGAUACCUUAUCGGUGUACAAGGCGGUAUGUAUUGAGGCCGUACUGGGAGGGCUACUGGCGCUAGCCAACAUGGCGUCAUGGGACCCUCGCAAUCGACUGCUAGCCGACUCCUGGCCGCUACGAAUAGGUCUUAGCGUUGCUGGCCUAUCUAUUAUCGCGGGUCCACUGACGGGUGCCAGUAUGAACGCAGCGCGCAGCUUCGGGCCUGCACUAUGGAGUGUGAACUGGGAGCACCAUUGGAUAUAUUGGGUGGGUCCCCUAAGCGGUUCAUUCCUGUGCACGCUCUUGUACCGCCGCAUAUGGGCGGUUGACGGAAUGCCGCCGGCGCGCGCAGCGCCCGACGUCACCGUAGUGACCCAUUAUUCUGUGUGAAGACGAUUUUUAGGAUUUGAAUAAAAAUAAUUCUUUGGU